AUGGCUGAAAAAAUUGCUGUCGAUUCCGAUUUCUAUACUCUGACCCAGGAUUGGGAACCGCAAGACUUUCGGUCGGAAACCACGUCUAUCGCCUCGUCAAUUGCGAAGGGUCGAUUGGAAAAUGGCAGAAGAUACCAGUCUAUGAAGGAAGAUGAUUAUUGGAGUCCUUCCGAUGACCAGCAAUUCGAGGCUUUUGAGAUUGGCCAUAUGGUGUUUCUCGUAUUGGACAACCAUCGAGAAAACCCUCUUCACCAUGCUCCCAUCGGCAAAUCUCCCAAGCACAUUCUAGACAUUGGGACUGGCAAAGGAACAUGGGCUAUUGACAUGGCAGAUAUGUAUUCAUCUGCAACUGUUCGUGGCGUCGACAUAUUCCCGCCUCCAGUCUCGUGGAUGCCACCCAACUGCGUAUUCGAAGUAGACGAUGUCCUCCGCGAGUGGACCUGGAGAGAACCAUUCGACUUUAUCCACAUGCGUCUGAUGCUGGGAGCAUUCACACCAGAGGGAUGGGAUCAACUAUACAAGCAGUGCUAUGACGCUCUUACUCCAGGCGGCUGGAUUGAACAGAUCGAACUAGACGUGCGAGUAUACAGCGACGACAACACCCUUAAAGAAAAUGGCACUCUAGCUUCAUGGGGAGAUAACUUCAUCGCUUGCUCUGAGCGAGCCGGCCGCUCCCUCCUAACGCAGGAGACGAUGCGAGGCGCAAUAGAGAAGGCAGGUUUUGUCGACGUGCAGGAAAAGCUAUAUAAGGUUCCUUUGGGGCCGUGGCCGAAGGACAAAGUUCUCAAGGAGGCUGGUCAGCUUCAAUACGCACACUGGAUUACUGCGUUGGAGGGUUGGGCGAUGUGGCUGCUCACUAAGUUCGGUGCCCCCACGCCUUGGUCUCCUGAGGAGGUCCAGGUGUAUCUGUCCAAGGUUCGGGCUGAGUUGAGGAAUCCUCGUACGCAUGCUUAUGAAUAUGGUCGCCGGGUCUGGGCUAGGAAGCCUACGGUGGAGGAAGAAAUGGCCAAUUUGGUGAUUAAGUCUGAGUCUCCCCAGGUGAGCCUCACACCAGCUGUGGCUUCUUGA
This is a messenger RNA of Penicillium coprophilum, 1068 nucleotides long. RefSeq names its product class I SAM-dependent methyltransferase. Gene Ontology annotation, molecular function: methyltransferase activity. Lineage: Eukaryota; Fungi; Ascomycota; Eurotiomycetes; Eurotiales; Aspergillaceae. Bases 1 to 1068 code for a protein of 355 amino acids. The transcript is spliced from 11 exons. The record is from RefSeq and is a predicted model, not a curated record.